CAGAAAGAAAUCAGUUUGUGGAACCAGCAGAGGUACGUGGACAUCAGUGGAAAGACGGAGAGAAAGUAAGAUGGCCGAGGAGCCAAAGAUUGAACUCUUUGUAAAGGCCAGUUAUGAUGCUGAGAGUGUGGGGAACUGCCCUUUCUGUCAGCGACUCUUCAUGAUUCUUUGGUUAAAAGGGGCCAACUUUACCCUGACCACUGUAGACAUGAAGAGGGCUCCGGAUGUACUGAAGGAUUUGGCUCCAGGCUCUCAGCCUCCCUUUCUCAUCUACAAUGAUGAAGUCAAAACGGACACUAAUAAGAUUGAGGAGUUCCUGGAGGAGACCUUGGCCCCACCACAGUACCCAAAAUUGUGCUGUCGAUACAAAGAGUCCAACAGUGUUGGAGAAGACAUCUUCCGAAAAUUCUCAGCAUAUAUCAAGAAUCCCAAUCCUGGCUUAAAUGACAUGCUCGAGAAGAAAUUUCUUUCCACUCUGGUGAAGCUGAACAUGUAUCUAGAAACUCCUCUCCCUCACGAGCUGGACAAAAACCCGGAUCUUACUGUGUCUUCACGCCUCUUCCUGGAUGGUGACAGCCUUACCUUGGCAGAUUGCAACUUGCUUCCCAAACUCAACAUUGUCAAGGUGGUGAUUAAGGAGUACCGUGACUUUGCCAUCCCUGCAGAGCUCAAAGGUCUGACACGUUACCUAGAGAAUGCCUACAAACGGGACGAGUUUCGCCACACCUGCCCAAAUGACUCAGAGAUUCUCCUCGCCUACCAUUCUGUCGCCCAGUACCUAAGCAAAUAGAGGAGUGAACUAAAACAGCAUUCAUGAAAUUAAAGAAAGUAAAAACAGAAAGAGAUAAAAUGCAGAAGACUCAAAUAUACCAUGUUGAAAAUUAAGUUCUAUAUCUGUUUAAAUUACAUUUGUGUGGACAAUAAA
Messenger RNA from Pelmatolapia mariae (spotted tilapia), 925 nucleotides. It is a transcript of the gene clic3, whose product is annotated as chloride intracellular channel 3. The coding region runs from base 71 to 790 and encodes 239 amino acids. The transcript has 6 exons. The record is from RefSeq and is a predicted model, not a curated record. NCBI's taxonomy places the organism in Eukaryota, Metazoa, Chordata, Actinopteri, Cichliformes, Cichlidae.